AUGGUUGGAGAAUUACAACGCCAACAAAACAUUAAGAAAGCCAAAUCAUUUCAUUUGAAAAGGAUGUUUGAAAACCCAGGAAAAAGAAAUGCUCACAGCUGGAUCCUUGACAAUAGAAGUGGAGGGAAUACUGUUGAUGACAAGGUGCAAUCAAGAAAUCAUAUACCUAAGCAUGUGGGUGAAUCUCUUCGUCAUAGUCAUAGUCAAUACAUAGGAAGUCCUCUUAAUCUUUCUGACACUGCCGGAGCUAAAAUACCAAAUGCUCGAGCAAGGCGUCCCUCGGAUGUGGAUAUGAUGAAGGAAAGGUUUGCUAAGUUGCUUCUGGGUGAAGACAUGUCUGGUGGUGGAAAAGGUGUUUCCUCAGCCUUGGCUUUGUCCAAUGCAAUCACAAACCUAGCUGCAUUUAUUUUUGGAGAACAAAAGAGAUUAGAACCUAUGAACCCAGAGAGGAAAACAAGGUGGAAAAAAGAAAUUGAUUGGCUUCUAGCAGUGACAGAUCACAUUGUUGAAUUUGUUCCUUCACAACAAUCCAAGGAUGGAAUCAAUAUGGAGAUCAUGGUUACACGGCAAAGAAGUGAUCUGCUAAUGAACAUCCCUGCUCUGCGCAAGCUUGACAGCAUUCUCAUUGACCAACUAGAACAGUUUGAAAACCAGACAGAGUUCUGGUACGUGUCCAGAGAUGGAGAAGAUUCAGAGCAAGGAACCAUGCCAAGAAAUGGUGACAAAUGGUGGAUUCCCACUGUUAAGGUUCCUCCAGAAGGGCUAUCGGAAGUAACACGAAGAUGGCUGAAAUUCCAGAAGGAUUCUGUGAAUCAAGUACUUAAAGCAGCCAUGGCAAUAAAUGCACAGGUGCUAUCAGAAAUGGAGGUCCCCGAGAACUACAUCGAGUCCCUUCCCAAGAAUGGAAGAGAAAGCCUUGGAGAUUCAAUUUACAAGAGUAUAACAGUCGAGUUCUUUGAUCCCGAGCAAUUCCUGUCAACCAUGGACCUGUCAACCGAGCACAAAGUACUUGAUCUCAAGAACAGGAUUGAGGCUUCUAUUGAGAUUUGGAAGAGAAAAAUGCACCAAAAGGAUGGAAGGUCUUCCUGGAGCUCAGGGGUGAGCUUAGAGAAAAGGGAAAUCUUCGAAGAGAGAGCAGAAAUCAUAUUAAUCAUCCUCAAACAAAGAUUCCCAGGACUUCCACAAUCUGCCUUAGAUAUAAGCAAGAUUCAGUACAGCAAGGACGUAGGACAGGCCAUUCUAGAAAGUUACUCAAGAACAAUAGAAAGCUUAGCAUUCACAAUCCUGUCUAGGAUUGAGGAUAUUUUCUAUUCAGACUCUAUGACAAGAACUCUAAAGUCAGUAUCUGAUGAAAGUUCAGAGAACGAGAAACCAGAGGAAGAAACAGACAAGUUGAGCUCUGCAGAGACAACACCAUUGACACUCUCAGAUUUCAUGGGAUGGAAUGUAGGUACCAAGAAAAAUUACUUCCACAAUACAGAGAGCCACUUCAAGGGCGAACAUGAUAAGAAGCUCAAACUCAUUGGGAGCAAGAGAUUUUCCUACUUGGAGAAGCUUGAAAGUUUGAGUGUAAUGAGAAGUCCAGCUUCUCGGCAUUAAACAUCAUCAACGAAUGUAGAAAAAAAAAAGGAGAAAAAGAAGAAAGAUGAAAAGAAAAAAGAGAGGAACAGAUAUAAAAUGACAAACAUACAGAAAUGUAGUUAGAGAACUUCAUUUAUCAAAUGUAUAUAACAAACAACCUGGUAGGAGUCUGUUGGGUCAGUAAUUGUUCUAUUGUUCUUCCUCGAAAGACAGGAUAGAGAAAUCUCCAUAAAAAACUACUGAGUUUGAUGCAUUUGAAACAUACUUUCUGGUCUUCUUUCAAUCCUUUCUAUUCAUCGAAC
This is a messenger RNA of Manihot esculenta (cassava), 1883 nucleotides long. RefSeq names its product rop guanine nucleotide exchange factor 9. Lineage: Eukaryota; Viridiplantae; Streptophyta; Magnoliopsida; Malpighiales; Euphorbiaceae. The transcript has 7 exons. The record is from RefSeq and is a predicted model, not a curated record. Gene Ontology annotation, molecular function: guanyl-nucleotide exchange factor activity. The coding region runs from base 1 to 1599 and encodes 532 amino acids.